This is a messenger RNA of Aspergillus steynii IBT 23096, 1002 nucleotides long. RefSeq lists its product as uncharacterized. Lineage: Eukaryota; Fungi; Ascomycota; Eurotiomycetes; Eurotiales; Aspergillaceae. Bases 1 to 1002 code for a protein of 333 amino acids. The record is from RefSeq and is a predicted model, not a curated record. The transcript is spliced from 2 exons.
AUGGACCCCAACAACCCCGGCUAUCCUCUGCAUCCGCAACCCCCUUAUCCCGUCACUUCGCAGAGUCCACCUGGCCAGCCAUUCCCUUACUAUCCGAACGCAAUGCCCUCCUUUCCUCAGCAGAAGACGCCUGCCCAUCUGCCGCACCAACAGCAGCAGCAGCCAGCCCUCGGCCUGCCUCUGCAACCCGGCCCUGGCGGUGCCGUCAUGCCCGCCGGCUUUCCCCAACAUUCGUCCGGACCCCACGCCAACUUCUCAGCGCCUCCGUUCGCCCAGCCACCUGUCCCGACCUCCAUGGGCCAGUUUCUUCCGCAAACCACCUCCGCUGCCAAUCUUCCUCCGACCGCUGCGCAAUCCUAUUCUCAGAACAUGGCUUCCGUGUCGGCGAAUAACAUGGCCGCCGCACAGCAACAAAGACCCGUCCCGCAACAGCAACAACAACAACAACAACAACAACAAACCCCGUCGCAACCGCCCUCGCAAGCUCCUCAGGGAGCCGCCGCCAGCGCAGCGUCCCCGACCCCCGCCGCGUCGGCACGCGAGAAGGCUCGCGUCGCCGCCCUCCUCGAUAUCAAUUCCAUGCUCCUACAAGAAGUAGUCAAUCUGCAAGCCGCCGGCAAGGCUGGGGGUCCGCCGACCAGCCAGGGUGGGCCAGACGGCCAGACCAACAACCCGUCGCCCACGUCGGAUCAGGCGGCCGACGCGACCAAGGGGCCGGCUCAAAAGCCCAGUCCCGAAUACCUCGAGUGCAUGCGGCGGUUGCAGGCCAAUCUAGCCUACCUGGCGACCGUGGCCGACCGAGCGAAGAAAUCCGGCGGCGUAGCUCCGCCCAACCCGGGUAUCAUGACGCCGCCGCCGCACAUGCCGUCCAUGAAUGACAUCUAUACCAAGCUCAGCGAACUGUUCCCACACACGGCGCACGGAACGCCGCAUCAAAGCCCGCAGCCCUCGCAGGGGAACGGCAAGCCUAGUCCGUCGCCGGCUACGGAUUCCGUUGUCUGA